AUGGCGGCGACGGUGGGCAAGGCUGCGGCGGUGGCCUACGGGCACGGCGAGAGCGGCGGGGGCCGCGGCGGUGGGGGCAGUUUCCUUGGGCCGCGGGUGCCGGCCGAGGUGGAGGCCAUGGCCCGGGGCAUGCAGGAGCUGGGCAAGGAGACUUUCCGGCGGCUCCUCAAAGUCACUGUUAAUGCACUGGAAGGAAAAGACUGCAAAGAAUCUGUCAAGCUGAUUGCAGAAAGCUCUAAUCUCUCAGAAGAGCAACUUGCUUUCCUCAUUUCUGGCAUGUAUACCCUUCUUCGAGAAGCGCUGAGACUCCCCUUAUCAACUUUCAAACAAGAAGUUUUUAAGGAAGACCUAAAGGAGCUCAGGAUACCAGAAGAUUUCAUUGUGGACUUUUCCAGUGUAGUCUUUGGUAACAGGCGCCCUGAUUCCGAAGGCACGGCUCUGAUGCAACGAAGCAGGCUGCCAAGUGUCCAGGAGUUCAAGUGGAGAGUGGACGUAGCUAUAUCCACAAGUUCACUGGCCCGUGCACUUCAACCAUCCAUUCUAAUGAUGAUGAAGCUUUCAGAUGGGACAGCUCAUCGCUUUGAAGUGCCAGUUGCAAAGUUUCAAGAACUGAGAUACAAUGUUGCCCUUAUACUGAAGGAAAUGAAUGAUUUGGAGAAAAGGAGCAUAUUGAAGAUCCAGGACUGAACACUUUUAAAUUGGGGGUUUAUAGAACAGAUCUGAAACCCUUGGUCUGUUUUGUGAAUGGCAAAGCAGGGGACCAUCACCACUCUGCCUGUCUGAACUGCAUAGAGUUUAUGCUGUCUGCUGUAAAUAUUUUUUCAAGUGUUAAAAGCACAAGCUCUUUUCCUAAGACUUAAGAAAAAACAAGAAUAUCUGAAAAAAUAUAAUGCUGUUUGUGAGUUUUUUGCAUGAUUCAUCAAAACAUUUUUUUAAAUAAUGUAAGAGUCAUUUCUGAUUAUGAGUCAUCACUAAUUAUUUUUGAAAGCCUGCUACUGGAAGGCCUGUCAAUGUGUACCAUAAGAA
This is a messenger RNA of Indicator indicator, 1026 nucleotides long. It is a transcript of the gene COMMD5, whose product is annotated as COMM domain containing 5. The transcript has 7 exons. Bases 1 to 687 code for a protein of 228 amino acids. The record is from RefSeq and is a predicted model, not a curated record. NCBI's taxonomy places the organism in Eukaryota, Metazoa, Chordata, Aves, Piciformes, Indicatoridae. Gene Ontology annotation, cellular component: nucleus.